Messenger RNA from Salarias fasciatus (jewelled blenny), 1815 nucleotides. It is a transcript of the gene alpi.1, whose product is annotated as alkaline phosphatase, intestinal, tandem duplicate 1. Lineage: Eukaryota; Metazoa; Chordata; Actinopteri; Blenniiformes; Blenniidae. Gene Ontology annotation, biological process: dephosphorylation. Gene Ontology annotation, cellular component: plasma membrane. Bases 1 to 1605 code for a protein of 534 amino acids. The transcript has 11 exons. Gene Ontology annotation, molecular function: alkaline phosphatase activity. The record is from RefSeq and is a predicted model, not a curated record.
AUGCUGAUGCUACGCUACAGGGCCCCCAAAGUGCUGGUCCUUCUGGGUCCCCUCCUGAUGCUUGUGGGCCAGGCCACAACCCAAGUUUUGUAUGAACUUGAGAAGGAGCCAGCCUAUUGGGAUGCACAAGCAAGGGCAACUCUGGAUGCUGCGCUGAAACUGCGACCUCGAGAGCAUCAGGCAAAAAAUAUCAUCCUUUUUCUGGGUGAUGGAAUGGGUGUGUCCACAGUAUCGGCUGCACGGAUUCUCAGAGGUCAGAUGGAGGGUGGCUCAGGGGAAGAAACCGUGCUGGCCAUGGACACCUUCCCCUAUGUGGCCCUUUCUAAGACCUACAGUGUGGACAAGCAGGUUGCAGACAGUGCGAGCACGGCUACGGCCUACCACUGUGGAGUUAAGGCCAACGCGAAGACUGUAGGACUUAGCGCUAACGCAGUGGCCCAUGAGUGUAACACUACCUUUGGCAACGAGGUCUACUCUGUGCUACGGCGUGCGAAGGCACAAGGUAAAUCUGUCGGCAUAGUGACCACCACCCGAGUCCAGCAUGCCUCUCCAGCGGCGGCUUACGCACACUCUGUCAGCCGCAGUUGGUACAGCGACGCAGAUCUUCCUUCCUCUGCCCGCCUGCAGGGUUGUGUUGACAUUGCAACUCAGCUGGUCACCAAUGUUGACAUUGAUGUGGUUCUGGGAGGAGGGCGGAUGUACAUGACACCAAAAGGCACUCCAGACCCUGAGUAUCCUACCUCAAACUCUCGCAAAGGGGACCGCAAAGACAACAAGAACCUCAUUGAUGUGUGGCUGAAAGCUAAACCAAACAAAAAAUCCCGCUAUGUUUGGCACAGGAAGGACUUUGAUGAGAUUAAUGUUAAAACGACAGACCGUCUUAUGGGUCUGUUUGAGCCGAAAGACAUGAGAUUUGAGGUUUUCCGGAAUAAUACGCGUGAUCCAUCCAUUGUGGAGAUGACUGAAAAAGCCAUUCAGAUCCUCAGGAAGAAUCCUAAAGGUUACUUCUUAUUUGUUGAAGGUGGGAGAAUUGAUCACGGCCACCAUGACGGUAUUGCCAAACUGGCGCUGACGGAGGCUGUGAUGUUUGAUCGUGCCAUUCAGCGGGCUGCACAUCUCACCAGAGAAUCUGACACAUUGACCGUCGUCACCGCUGACCAUUCACACGUCUUCACUUUUGGUGGAAGCACACCUCGAGGAAAUCCCAUCUUCGGUUUGGCACCAAAAAAAGCAGAUGACAAAAUGCCUUACACAAGCAUCCUGUAUGCCAACGGUCCUGGGUAUGUCCAUGUGAAUGGAACCAGAGGGAAUAUCACCAUGGUUGAUUACUAUGAUGAAGAAUACAUGCAGCAAGCUGCUGUCCCACUGGAUGCUGAGACUCACGGCGGAGAAGAUGUGGCCAUCUACGCGAAAGGCCCAAUGGCACACCUGUUUCAUGGAGUGAAGGAGCAGAACUACGUGGCACAUGUCAUGGCCUACGCUGCCUGUUUGGAGCCCUACACAGACUGCCCUCCUCACCCUCACAGCCAUUCCUCGGCAGAGCAUGUGAAUGCAUCUUACAGGCUCCUGUUGUGCCUGCUGGGCCUCCUUUUGCUAUUCAGAUGACCCUCAAAGGCGAACACAAAGUUACACAGACAAUUACAGUUCAUGCAUGCUGCAAUACACUCUAUGCACUUAAUACUCAUGCACUGGCUGGCAAAUCAGAAUGCAGGGAUGAACAUAGAUGAUACUGUAUUUGUUAUCAGAAUUUAGUUUUUUUUUUUUUUUCACUCUGUAUCCAACUACACACCUUUGGACACGUUCACCUUAAUUAUU